Messenger RNA from Penicillium griseofulvum, 2391 nucleotides. Its product is annotated as putative protein kinase. The record is from RefSeq and is a predicted model, not a curated record. Lineage: Eukaryota; Fungi; Ascomycota; Eurotiomycetes; Eurotiales; Aspergillaceae. Gene Ontology annotation, biological process: protein phosphorylation. The transcript has a single exon. The coding region runs from base 1 to 2391 and encodes 796 amino acids. Gene Ontology annotation, molecular function: protein kinase activity; ATP binding.
AUGAAAAGUGUUACCAACAUGUCGAUGUUCCGAUCAGCAGCAGACAUAUCAUCCGACUCGGAUCCCGACUCCGACUCAGAAGAAACCCAAACUCAGGAAUCUGGGCCAUCGACUCCUCGAAAAGCUGCAGAUAAUGAAUCCCGCAGCCCGAGGAAGGACAAGACCAAGCAAGUUCCAAAAGACUCGGGUUCCACAGAUCCAGACUCUUCGAUCUCCUUCGACGAUAGAUCAGCAUUACCGCAGGAUCUAGUUGGUGUAAAUGUUGAUCAACAUGCAAACGUGAUGACAGCUGCUCUCUUGGAAUUUUAUUGUCAAAGUCGAGCAGCAGACAUUCUUAAUGCACAACGUGGCUCAAAGAAGAAAUCAUUCAGUCGACACAGCCCCGAGGCUCAGUAUCUUGGCAAGAAACUAUACAAAUUCAAAUCACAGUUUCUGUCAUCUCAUGGAAUCUUGGCCGAUGGUAUUGACAGAGAGGAAAUGGGGCCAAGUAGGCAGAGUUAUCGGGAUAACCUUGACUUGCUUGGUAUAUCUGCCCUCGAAGAGAUGAAUUUGCAAGAACCACAUGCGCGGUCUCCUGCAAUUGGCGCCGGUGAGGAUCUUGCAUUAAUAAAAAACACUGCGAUAAAGAAGCCCAGCGUUGAAGACGUGGAGACUCCUGCUCUGUUCCGGCGGAACACUGAACCAAAUUCAUCGUUCAGGAAACAGCUUCCUCCUACUAAUAACAUUGAUUUCCUUCCAGCCUUUCCCCGGGCUACAAUGAACAUCCCCAACCCCUCAAUUCCAUUAUUUGGUAGUUCACCUGUAGGGGUUCCGCUUUUCCAUUCUCCCACAACCCCAGCAUAUAAUCAGCUGUCAAGAUAUUCCGUUGAAUUUCAGGAGCUCAAGAUAUUGGGCCGCGGAUCCUUCGGCGAAGUAUACCAUGUCACCAACCACAUCGACGGGCAAGAUUACGCGGUCAAGAAAAUCCCACUCAGCCAAAGGCGACUUGAACAGCUGCAAUUCGGAGGCCAAAAUCAGCUUGAGGCUAUUAUGAAGGAAAUUCGAACACUUGCCCGCCUUGAACAUACGAAUAUUGUUCGGUACUACGGGGCAUGGGUUGAGCAGGCCCAUCACUCGCACCCGCCUUCGGCCGAAUACCAUCCUUCUCACACAGCAUGUGAUGAGUCGCAAAACAGCGCGUCUGCUCCGGGCACCCCGAACGAGUCAAGCAUGGGAAUAGUCUUUGGAUAUUCUGAAAAUUCAGAUCACGAGUCUCAGUCAAGCUCUCUGCCUGAAGAUCACGGUUUCACUGAGAGCAUCCAACGCUGGGGGAGCCACGCGACUAACUCGUCUCGUCGGUCAAAGAAAAGUUCCCAAAAGGGAUUGGACGAAGAAGAUGAUGACAUCGAAUCUAUUCCUCGUACCUUCGGCGAGAAUACUUCUGUUGACCAAACAUCCACUUUCGGAGAUACCGAUGACAUCUUUACUGAUGGUUUGAGCCAAGACCAGUCUAAACUUCAAGUUCAACCCCGUUCUCGGCCUGGCCAGCAACCCCCUGCGGUCAUUCUUCACAUCCAAAUGUCCCUCCAUCCUAUUUCGCUCGGCGCGUAUCUGAACCCCCAAGCCACUCCGAAGUAUGAUGGGUGUACACUCCCUAGACGCCAUUGCUUCCACCUCUUGCCCUCUCUAAAGCUUAUAACGGACAUUGUUUCGGGUGUUGAGUACCUCCACUCGAAGGGAAUCGUGCAUCGUGACUUGAAGCCUGCAAAUAUCUUCUUGUGUGCACCAGAAAACAGCACAGCAGACAUAUGCACUGCAUGCAGCUCUGGCGAAUCUUCCCCCGUGCACUUCUGUCGUCCUCGUAUCGGCGACUUUGGUCUUGUGGCAGACAUCUCCCACAUCAACGAUGCCUCACAGGGCACUAUGACACCAUUCCGAGAGGGACCAAAUAUACAGCGGGUAGUUGGGACCGAGUUCUAUCGUCCUCCAGCCAACCUAUCUGCGCCUCCAAGUGACCCGAGCUCACCAGUGGAUUACUUUGAGGAAUAUAAGGUUGACGAAAAGCUGGAUGUUUAUGCCCUUGGCGUCAUUCUCUUUGAGACUGUCUAUCGUUUAAACACAAAGAUGGAAAGACAAUUCGUGUUGAAUGACCUGACUCGCGGAUCAGGCCAGGAUCCGUCCGAGCGCACCAUUUUCCCUGCAGACUUCGCCGCCAAGGUCGAUUAUGGCUCAGUCGUGCUGGACAACGGAAUCUCAGUCGCAGAUUCGCUCAUGGCAUGUAUCAAAGCAAUGUUGGAACCCAAAUCGCAGCAGCGGUGGAACUGCCAGGAGGUCAAGGAGCAUUUGCGGGCGUUGAAGAAAGCCGUUCGACGAUACGAGGAAACACAGGGAAACAAGGACAAGGACCAAUGA